AUGGAUUCCAGAUCAAUAACCUUGGCUGGUGAUAAGGAGGUUGGGAGAACUGCAACCCCUUCCCCUCGCCUAUCAUUCGAGAAGGAGUCCAAGACGGACCUAGGCGACACUACAGACCAGGAGAAUGGCUCUAUCACAAACGGCGCUUCACCUGAAGAAGAGGUCGAGGGACAAUAUCCUGAGGGCCUGCGUCUCGCCUUCAUAGUCAUUGCGCUUUUGCUCAGUAUCUUCCUCGUGUCUCUUGAUAUGACGAUUGUGGCUACAGCUAUCCCCAAAAUCACGGAUGAAUUCCAAGGUCUUGAUCUUGUUGGUUGGUACGGAUCAGCCUUCUUCCUGACUGUAGGAGCGUUCCAAUCGACCUGGGGCAAAGGCUACAAGUACUUCCCUCUGAAGAUCACGUUCUUGACCUCAAUUUUCGUCUUUGAGAUUGGCAGUCUUAUUUGUGCCCUAAUUGUUGGGCGAGCAAUUGCAGGUCUUGGUGGUGCGGGUAUCGCAUCGGGAGCCUACACCAUUAUUGCCUUCACCGCCAAACCGAAUAGCAGGGCCGCGUUUACAGGUCUGAUGGGUGCUGCUUAUGGAAUCGCAUCUGUCAUCGGGCCUCUCCUAGGAGGAGUUUUCGCAGAGAAGGUAUCAUGGAGGUGGUGUUUUUACAUCAACCUACCAAUCGGAGGUAUCUCUGCUGCAAUCAUCCUGUUCUUCUUCAGCACUCCGCCGCAGGCCGUCCCCGCAAAGGCAACAUUUAAAGAGAAACUCUUGCAGAUGGAUCUUCCGGGCACAUUCGUGAUCAUGGCUGCUAUCAUCUGCUACAUCUUGGCUCUUCAAUGGGGAGGACAGUCCAAACCCUGGAACUCGCCCUCAGUCAUCGGGACUCUCGUCGGAUUCGUCCUAAUCCUCGCCCUCUUCGUCGCCAUUGAAUGGUACUCCGGAGAGCGAGCCAUGAUCGUAGGCCGCAUCGCCAAAGACCGCACGAUAUUGGUCAGCAUGAUCUUCAUCUUCUUCCUGGCCGGCGCUUUCUUCCUCUUCCUGUACUACUUACCCAUUUACUUUCAAGUGGUAAGUGGUGUCAGCGCAUCCCAAUCUGGCGUAAGGAACCUCCCACUCAUCCUGGGUUGCACACUAGCCACUAUCCUCAGUGGGGGUCUGAUCUCUGCAUACGGCCACUUCGUUCCCUACAUGGUUGUGGGGAGUGUGUUGAGCACAAUUGGCGCGGGACUCCUCUACACACUCAACACAACGUCCGGUUCCGGACACUGGAUCGGCUACCAAAUCAUCACUGGUUUGGGCAUCGGUCUCGCGCUCCAAAUUCCCAUCAUUGCUGCCCAGGCCACUGUCGGCCCUGCAGAUCUGUCUUCAGUCACCGCUAUGAUCCUAUUCUGCCAAACCAUCGGAGGCGCAUUCUUCGUCUCUGCUGGUGAAGUCGCCUUCACCAACACCCUCAUUGGAAAACUGCCGACCACUGCUCCAGGUGUUGACGCUGCGUCUGUGGUGGCUGUGGGAGUUACUCAAAUCAGAGCUACUUUCGCUGCCAGUGAUGUACCGGGUAUCAUUCAGGCUUAUAUGGAUGGUCUCAAGGUCGCGUAUGCAAUUGCUAUUGCAGCUGCGGGCAUCUCGGUGUUAGUUUCACCAUUGAGCCCGUGGAAGAACUUGAAAGGGAAAGUGCAGAUGGGUGGUGCUGCUUAG
This is a messenger RNA of Hyaloscypha bicolor E, 1680 nucleotides long. RefSeq names its product putative HC-toxin efflux carrier. NCBI's taxonomy places the organism in Eukaryota, Fungi, Ascomycota, Leotiomycetes, Helotiales, Hyaloscyphaceae. The transcript has 3 exons. Gene Ontology annotation, biological process: transmembrane transport. Gene Ontology annotation, molecular function: transmembrane transporter activity. The record is from RefSeq and is a predicted model, not a curated record. Bases 1 to 1680 code for a protein of 559 amino acids.